AUGAUCUCUCCGAUACAUGCAAACUCAUUAACGAGUUCUUUGACUUGCUUCAGGAAUUCGGGAAUGGCAGCUCCUUCGUCCAUCCUCAGGUUGGAAAGUUUUUGCCGAAGUAGAAGCUUUCUGGAGUUGGAUCUGCUGGCGUAUAAGUCCUUCAAAACUUUCCAACAUUCGUCAGGCUCUGUAAUGUUAGCAAUUUGUCAAGUGAGUGACUCGGUUCCUGCUAGGGUGUCAAACAAUGUGAGACCUCGUUGA
Messenger RNA from Marchantia polymorpha subsp. ruderalis, 252 nucleotides. Lineage: Eukaryota; Viridiplantae; Streptophyta; Marchantiopsida; Marchantiales; Marchantiaceae. The record is from the annotation of a GenBank genome assembly.